AUGGGGUUGCGAAUAAGAUUGCUACUCCUUAUCACCCAUCACCCUCAGACAAAUGGGCAAGAUAAAGUGUCAAAUAGAGAAGUCAAAUCUAUUCUUAAAAGGACAUUGGGACAUGAUAGGAAAGAUUGGAGUAGAAGGCUUGAAGAGGCAUUAUGGGGUUGCCACACUGCUUAUAAGACCCCUAUAGGAAUGUCUCCAUACAGGAUCGUCUAUGGAAAAGCUUAUCAUCUACUAGUGGAGAAUGAGCAUAGGGCUUAUUGGGCAGUAAAAGCAUGUAACUUCGAUGCUAGCAUAGCUGGAGAGGAAAGGAAAUUGCAACUUCAAGAACUUGAAGAAAUUAGGUUCGAGGCAUAUGAGAACUCAUAG
Messenger RNA from Zingiber officinale, 366 nucleotides. RefSeq lists its product as uncharacterized. The coding region runs from base 1 to 366 and encodes 121 amino acids. NCBI's taxonomy places the organism in Eukaryota, Viridiplantae, Streptophyta, Magnoliopsida, Zingiberales, Zingiberaceae. The transcript has a single exon. The record is from RefSeq and is a predicted model, not a curated record. Gene Ontology annotation, molecular function: nucleic acid binding.